AUGACGGACACGCAGAUAGAGAAAGUCGACGGGGGAGUCUCCCAUGCGACACCUCAGUAUGAGUCGCAGCAAGUCACCUUUGCGAGCCUGAAAAAAUACCUGGUGACGCGCUUACCAACGCUAAUCCCACCCAUGAACAAAGCCCCCAACCCAUUUUCUGCGCUUCGACUCCUAAACCGUCAACAAUGGCUUUUCUUCUUGGUCGCCUUCUUUGGCUGGUCCUGGGAUGCAUUCGAUUUCUUCACCGUCUCGUUGACGACGUCACAACUGGCGGAGGAAUUUGACAAGUCCAUCUCUGACAUCACCUGGGGAAUUACCCUGGUGCUGAUGCUCCGGUCCGUCGGCGCCAUUUCGUUUGGAAUUGCCUCGGAUCGCUGGGGUCGGAAAUGGCCCUUCAUCGUGAACAACGUCCUGUUCAUUGUGCUGGAGCUCGGCACCGGCUUCUGUCAGACCUAUAAGCAAUUCCUGGCCUGUCGGGCCCUUUUUGGAAUCGCUAUGGGUGGUCUGUACGGAAAUGCAGCGGCCACGGCAUUGGAGGAUUGUCCACAGCAGGCGCGCGGUAUCGUGUCCGGUCUGCUGCAGCAAGGGUAUGCUUUUGGCUAUCUGCUUGCUACGGCAUUUGCGCGUGCCUUGGUGGACACGACGUCUCAUGGAUGGAGACCGCUCUACUGGUUCGGGGCUGGUCCGCCGGUCCUGAUCAUCAUCUUCCGUCUUUUCCUCCCCGAGACUCAGACGUUCCAAGAGCGUCAGGCGACCCGGGAGAAUCGCCAGGGCGGGAAGACGUCCGAAUUCCUCGAGCAGAGCAAGGUAGCUGUGAAGCGUCAUUGGCUUCUCUUGAUUUACUUGGUUUUGCUGAUGGCGGGGUUCAACUUCAUGUCGCAUGGAUCUCAAGAUCUGUAUCCGACGCUACUCAAAAGCGAGUUUGGCUUCUCUCCCAACGCGGUUACGGUCACGCAGGUUGUCGCUAACCUUGGAGCCUUGACCGGCGGCACUCUUUGCGGCUGGGCCAGCCAGAUAUUCGGCCGUCGCUUCUCCAUCAUCGCGAUCAGCAUCGUCGGCGGUGCCCUUCUAUACCCGUACACGUUCGUCACCUCUACCAAUGUAAUGGCCGCCGCCUUCUUCGAGCAGUUCUGCGUGCAAGGCGCAUGGGGUGUGAUCCCAAUCCACCUGAUGGAGCUCUCGCCCGGAGCAAUCCGUACGUUCGCCGUUGGUACGGCCUAUCAGCUAGGGAACCUUGUCUCGUCGGCUAGCUCCACGAUCGAAUCUACGAUCGGCGAACGCUUCCCGCUGCCCCCGACGGAGAAGGAGGAACACCGAUACCAGUAUGGCAAAGUGAUCUGCAUCUUCAUGGGCUGUGUCUAUGGCUACACAAUUCUGGUGACCCUUCUUGGGCCGGAACAUCUCGGUCGGAACUUUGACGUCGCACACGACUCCGACAUGGCCGCGAUAGGGGCCCACCGCGCAGCCGCUGAUGGUGAAAAUAGCGACCCGGAAAAAGGCACGGUGCGGAUUGAUUGA
Molecule: messenger RNA, 1518 nt
Organism: Aspergillus melleus
Lineage: Eukaryota; Fungi; Ascomycota; Eurotiomycetes; Eurotiales; Aspergillaceae
Gene: JEN1
Product: sugar transporter family protein
Exons: 3
Coding region: 1-1518 (505 amino acids)
Biological process (GO): plasma membrane lactate transport
Cellular component (GO): plasma membrane
Molecular function (GO): secondary active monocarboxylate transmembrane transporter activity
Source: RefSeq, a predicted model, not a curated record